AUGGGGAGCAACCACUCAAACAUUGAUGAAAUCUUGGCGGAGGACAUGCACCACUGGUACAACAAGUUCAUGAAGGAGAGUCCGUCUGGUCUCAUCACGCUGUUCGAGCUCAAGGCCAUUCUGGGUCUUCAGGGCCUGAACCCAGACGCCGCCAGCUACGUAGAGCAGAUCUUCUGCACCUUCGACAUGGACGGGGACGGCUACAUUGACUUUGUGGAGUACAUCGCUGCCAUCAGUCUGCUGCUCAAAGGGGAAAUAAACCAGAAGCUGAAGUGGUAUUUCAAACUGUUCGACCAGGACGGCAACGGCAAGAUCGACCGCGACGAGCUGGAGACCAUCUUCUCUGCAAUCCAGGACAUCACACGCAACAAAAACAUCGACCCUGAGGACAUCGUUUCGCUCAUAUUUGAGAAAGUUGACGUCCACGGAGAAGGCGAGCUGACGUUAGAGGAGUUCAUCGACGGAGCCAAGGACCAUCCAGACAUCAUGGAGAUCCUCCGGAACCUCAUGGACCUGACCCCAGUCCUGGUCAUCAUCAUCAACGGGAGAAACUGA
This is a messenger RNA of Knipowitschia caucasica, 555 nucleotides long. The record is from the annotation of a GenBank genome assembly. NCBI's taxonomy places the organism in Eukaryota, Metazoa, Chordata, Actinopteri, Gobiiformes, Gobiidae.